This is a messenger RNA of Coniosporium apollinis CBS 100218, 681 nucleotides long. RefSeq lists its product as uncharacterized. Gene Ontology annotation, molecular function: SNAP receptor activity. The transcript is spliced from 2 exons. Lineage: Eukaryota; Fungi; Ascomycota; Dothideomycetes. Gene Ontology annotation, cellular component: SNARE complex; Golgi membrane; cis-Golgi network. The record is from RefSeq and is a predicted model, not a curated record. Gene Ontology annotation, biological process: endoplasmic reticulum to Golgi vesicle-mediated transport; vesicle fusion. Bases 1 to 681 code for a protein of 226 amino acids.
AUGGCUUCAGCAGGCGGAGGGUGGGCGCAGCUGCGCCAACAAGCGCGCUCCCUCGAAACUCAAACAGAGGCCCUCUUCCACACCUACUCCCAAUACGCCUCCAUGAGCGCCAUCCCCCCCACGCCAACUGACGAAGAACAGCGCGCAGAAGCCUCUCUCCACGCCCUCCUCUCCCAGCGCGACACCCUCAUCUCGCAGCUCACCCGCCUCCUCGACUCCGAAUCCGCGCUCACCUCCUCCGCCCUAAAACAAUCCAACCUCGCGCGCCACCGCGAAAUCCUGCUCGACCACCGGCGCGAGCUCUCGCGCCUCAAGGGCGCCAUCGCCGACGCCCGCAACAGGGCGAACCUGCUCUCGACCGUGCGCUCGGAUAUCAACGCCUACCGGAGCUCGAACCCGGAGGCGGCGGAGGCGGACUACAUGCUGGAUGAGCGGCGGCGGAUAGACAACAGCCACAACAUGGCGGACAGCGUGCUGAGCCAGGCGUAUGCGGUGAAUGAGAGCUUUGGGCUGCAGCGGGAAACGCUGGCUAGUAUCAAUCGCAGGAUUGUCGGGGCGGCGAGUCAGGUGCCUGGGAUCAAUAGCUUGAUUGGGAGGAUUGGGGCGAAGAAGCGGAGGGAUGGGAUUAUCUUGGGGAGUUUUAUUGCGUUUUGCUUUCUGAUGCUGCUGUAUUUUUGGUGA